AUGGAAGAGGAGCCUACCGCAAACGGCCCAACACGACCCCAGAGCGCCACGCGGUUUCGGUUCUCUGACUCCAGUCCCCAGUACAGACUUCGCGAUAAGAAUCUCUGCAUCAUUGUGUUUUUUGUCAUCGGUGUUAUGACGGUGGCUUGCGCCUGCACGGCCAUCGUGUCCGCCGUUGUAGAACACUUCUGGACGUCCAUUGAUGACACCGAGGAGGGCCCCGCCGUUCCCCGUAAGUCCGCUCAGGUGGUGAUGCAGAAACUAUCCGACGAUGACCUCGGCAAGACCGUCUUCUGCUUCGUAAACCAGAGCGAGCCAUCGGGCUCGCCUCACCCGCUGAACCUGGAGAACGUGUCCACGAGUCUCUGUGACGCCAUUGUCUACGUUUCGGUCGGAGUAGAUGUCCCCCAGAGCCGCAUCCGCCCCAGAAAAGCAGACGCCGAAGCUGCAGGACCCAGGCGCCUGGCAGCGCUCAAGACACCCUCAGUGACCAUGUGGGCCUGCGUCGGGGGCGAAGCUGGCGACAGUCCCGAUUUCCAAGACCUGAUUCGUAGUAAGAAAUCUCGACUGGCGUUCAUUCACAACGCCGUCGCUUGGCUGCGCCACACUGGGCUAGACGGCCUGGUGCUCUACUGGAAGUACCCGGACCUCGAGGUGCGCACCAACUGGAGCACGCUCAUCAACACGAUGCGGGUUUUGUUCGACAAGGAGGGUUUCCAGGUUACCGUUAUGCUGCCCUGGAGUCAGACGACCCGACGGCAUGGCUACUUUGAGCACUCCAUUUAUGAGCGACUCGAUAUGGUGCUGGUGGACAGUCAUCACACGGUAGAGCCAAGCAGGUUCCCCGUGACCACCUGCCAGAGCCCCGUUCGCUCCGUGUUUCGAGCCCGACACCACGGCCAAACGGGGCUCUCCACCAUCCUCGACGACUUGUCUAUGGUCGCGGAGCAUCUGCUGCUCAAGACGGUGCUAAGCGUAUCGCUCGCCGGUGUGUCCUUCACGGUCAAAAGACCCUGGAUGCACCACCGCGUGGGCAUGGACGCCAUCGGACCUGGACGAUCCUUCGGGUACACCAACCAGUCGGGACGGACCGGCUACUACGACGUGGCUCAGCUGCUGCUGAGCAAUGCUAGCUGGGCACGUUUUUUCCACGGCCACUCCCGCUGCGCCGUGGCCCACUGGAAGGACCAGUGGAUUGGGUUCGAGGACCGCGUCAGCUUGCGAGCGAAGCGGCCACUCGUGCGCAAGACCUUGGGCCUUGCCGUCUGGGAUUUGGCCAUGGACGACUUUGCUGGAGACAUGGGCCCCGCAUGGCCCCUGCUGCGCCAAGUGCACGAGCUUGUUCACGCACGAAGCAGCUACUCCCUCGUCACAGCCUCCAUUCCGCUCUGA
Molecule: messenger RNA, 1392 nt
Organism: Ixodes scapularis (black-legged tick)
Lineage: Eukaryota; Metazoa; Arthropoda; Arachnida; Ixodida; Ixodidae
Product: endochitinase-like
Exons: 1
Coding region: 1-1392 (463 amino acids)
Biological process (GO): chitin catabolic process; carbohydrate metabolic process
Cellular component (GO): extracellular region
Molecular function (GO): chitin binding
Source: RefSeq, a predicted model, not a curated record